Molecule: messenger RNA, 1814 nt
Organism: Drosophila mauritiana
Lineage: Eukaryota; Metazoa; Arthropoda; Insecta; Diptera; Drosophilidae
Gene: cpo
Product: AF4/FMR2 family member 4
Exons: 12
Molecular function (GO): mRNA binding
Source: RefSeq, a predicted model, not a curated record
CAGCAGCAGCAGCAGCAGCAGCAGCAGCAACAGCAACGCCAUAAUGGAGAAUCAGAUGGCUCUGGCCCCGUUGGGACUCUCGCAGAGCAUGGACUCCGUGAAUACGGCCAGCAAUGAGGAAGAGGUUCGCACACUUUUCGUCAGUGGUUUGCCCAUGGACGCCAAGCCGCGCGAGCUCUAUUUGUUAUUCAGAGCCUAUGAGGGCUAUGAAGGAUCUCUUUUGAAAGUAACUAGCAAAAAUGGCAAAACUGCAUCGCCCGUUGGCUUUGUGACAUUCCAUACAAGAGCUGGAGCUGAGGCAGCUAAACAGGAUCUGCAGCAGGGUGUACGCUUCGAUCCCGAUAUGCCCCAAACAAUUCGCUUGGAAUUCGCCAAGAGUAACACGAAAGUGAGCAAACCCAAACCACAGCCCAAUACAGCGACAACAGCCUCACAUCCUGCAUUGAUGCACCCACUCACUGGACAUCUGGGCGGUCCCUUCUUUCCGGGCGGACCGGAGCUAUGGCAUCAUCCGCUAGCCUAUUCGGCAGCCGCCGCCGCCGAAUUGCCAGGAGCUGCUGCACUGCAGCAUGCAACGCUAGUGCAUCCGGCCCUGCAUCCGCAGGUGCCAGUGCGCUCCUAUCUCUGACUAAAUACAGACAAAGUAAUGGAGCAGCCGAUGCAUCAAACUCAAAUGACCAUGCCGCCACAUCAUCAGACAACUGCUAUUCAUCCCGGAGCUGCGAUGGCUCACAUGGCUGCGGCAGCUGCAGCAGCCGGCGGAGGCGGGGGAGCGGCCACCGCUGCUGCUGCACCGCAGAGUGCUGCUGCGACGGCUGCUGCAAGUGCCGCUGCAGCGGCUGCUGCCUCACAUCAUCACUAUCUGUCGAGUCCGGCGCUGGCCAGCCCGGCUGGCUCCACGAACAACGCCAGUCAUCCGGGCAAUCCACAGAUCGCGGCCAAUGCGCCCUGCUCCACGCUGUUUGUGGCCAAUCUGGGGCAAUUCGUGUCCGAGCACGAGCUGAAGGAGGUGUUCUCUAGUAUGCCUGGCUUUUGUCGCCUACGAAUGCACACAAAAGCCAUGGCAACAGCAACUGGCUCAAGCUGCUCCACCAGUAACGGCAGUGGCAGCAGCAACAGCAACCACAACAACGCUGCGGUGCAGCAACAUCCGGUGGCAUUCAUCGAGUUCAAGGACCCACCGACCGCGUCUCAGGCCAUGCAGCAGCUGCAGGGUAAAUAUCUGCUCAGCUCGGAUCGCGGUUCCAUCCGCAUCGAGUUUGCGCGCAGCAAAAUGAUCAACGAGGUGACCAUAAUGAACACCAAGGCACCGCCACCACCACCACCCACUGCUGUUGCUGCUACUGCUGCACCACCGCCACCACCAGCACCCAUGUACAUCCUGAACGGCGGUGGGGGGGUCGAGCACCUGCUGGUCCCAGCACCACCGCCGUCGGCACAGCAGCAGCAGCAGCAGCAACUCCAGAUGCAGCAACUGCAGCAGCAGAUGCACCUGCAGCAGCAACAUCAGCAGCAGCAGCAACUCCAACUGACCGUGGCAGCACCAUGCACCGCAGCAAGCACCACCACCCACAGCAGCACCACUAGCGUUGUUGUUAACUCACUACAGCACCACCAACUUCAUCAUCCAAAUCAGCACCACCAAAAUCAUCUCUUUAGAGACCAACAGCAACAGCAGCAGCAUCAGCAGCAAGCAACAAUCCAGCAGCAAUCAGCAACAACAAAGGAGCGGGUAUGGAAUCACGGCAUGAUUUGCUCGCUAAAAAGCUAGAGCGCGAGAUGCAGCAACAGCAGACGCAAGUGCACCACCAGAC